Molecule: messenger RNA, 408 nt
Organism: Penicillium angulare
Lineage: Eukaryota; Fungi; Ascomycota; Eurotiomycetes; Eurotiales; Aspergillaceae
Exons: 1
Coding region: 1-408 (135 amino acids)
Source: RefSeq, a predicted model, not a curated record
AUGGCACUACCAUACCCGGCCACACCGGCACACGGCACCGAGGUGACAGGGGAAGCCUCGGUUCGCGCCUAUAUCGACAACACCCUCUGCGCGUUGUUUCAUGAACUAUCACUGCCAGCGUCAGUGGGUCGACCGUCGGUCACCCUACGACGCAGGACCAAUGCUACGGCAUACAGAAUCAAUUCCGUCACUGGAGCUCUUGAAGCUGUUGGGCCUGAAGCUUCUAACCGCACCUACUAUUGGCCAGGAAACUCUGCGUUUGAGGCAUGGAGGUUCAGUAUGAGCGAUCCUUCUGCCAGCUACUUGCUUUACCUCUAUUUUUCUGAUGCUGUCGCGCGAUGUGAUCAUCGGCUAAAAUUGAAUACCUCGAAUAGCAGUGAUAAUUCGAAUUCUUACUGUGAUCGAUGA